UGAAAAACUGAGCCCAUGCUCUCCGUUUCUCCAGUCUGUUCCAGCAGAAGACUGUAAGCUCUGAGUAGCGGCUUAAUUGCUUUCUGCUUCAUUCUUCCAAGAACAAUACGAUCCAUUCCAGCCCAGCUUGCUGCCCCUUUGAUGUUUGUUCAGGUAUCCCUCCUGCCCUGCUAUAGAUGUGUGGAAGAAAGCAAGAGGGAGUGAACAGCCGAGCUUCAUCCAGCACAGCAGCCGGAGGCGCGGAGGCAGCUCUACACCAUCCAUAGUCUCCCCUCUUCUCCUGUUUCCUUCUCGCCUUCCUUUCCAUCAGCUACAUUCAGACAGCAAGAAAACAUGUAGAGGCUGACCGGAUUCUCCAACUCAAAAGGACCCUUACGGCAGGAGAAUUAGAGAUCACCACUGGAACUACCAAGUGCCAUCGGAGAUGGAAGGGGGUGUGAGCAGAACCUCUGUCUGAUGACCAGUCACCCAGGCAACUAAUGAUUAUCUGAGAUGUCUUCCUAUUGGAAAAAAUCAAACGUAAUUGCUGGUGUUUCUGUUGUCUUCUUAAUGUCAAUAAUGAGUUUUUCCUACAUCCAGAAAAGAAUUUUUUUUUCCAUGUUGGAGUACAAAAUGAAGAUAUCUUCCACGCCGACACCGACACCAAAUACUAACCUCUGCCGAGGGAUUCCAGCCCGUAACACCAUCACACCCUUAAAAGAUAAACGAACCUUCAUCAUUGCUCCAUACUUUGACAACAGAAAGAACAACAUGACACGAGUGAUUGCAAUAGUCCACCACACAGAAGUCAAGGAGCUUUACUGCUGGUUCUGCCACCCAUCUAGUGGUGAAAUAUACAUCUCCAAGGCUGAAAUAAAUAUCCAUUCUGACAGAUUUGACUUCCCUUAUGGUGCCACGGACUUGGAAUGCCUAGAACCAGAAGACUGGGAACCACGCUAUGUGUCAAUACACUGGUCUCCCAAAGGAGAUAUUGACCAGCUGCCAUUAUUUGAAAUAAGAAACCGUGAUCCUGAAAGUUCCCUUGUGGAUUUCACGGUUUGCAUCUCCACAAUGUUUGGAGAAUACAAUAAUGUCCUGCAGUUUGUGCAGAGCAUGGAGAUGUAUAAGAUCCUUGGAGUGAACAGAAUGGUGAUCUACAAGAACAGCUGUAGUCCACUGAUGGAAAAAGUGCUGGACUUUUACAUUGCAGAAGGGAUUGUUGAGAUAAUCCCCUGGCCCAUUGAUUCCUACCUCAGUGUUUCUUCUCAGUGGCAUCACUCCAUGGAUCCCAAGGACAUUGGCUACUAUGGGCAAAUCACAGCCUUAAAUGACUGCAUCUACCGCAACAUGUACAGGAGCAAAUAUCUGCUGUUGAACGACGUGGAUGAAAUUAUUCUACCAGGGAAACGUGUAGACUGGAAAACCAUGAUGCAGAAACUUCAACGACAAUAUCCUGGGACUGGUGUUUUCCUCUUUGAAAAUCACAUCUUCCCUAAAACUGUAUUUACACCCACUGAUAGGGUCAACAUCUCCACUUGGAGUGCAGUGCCUGGAGUUAAUAUACUGAAUCACGUCGUUCGCGAACCUGACAGGAAAGACGUCUUCAACCCUCGGAAAAUGAUCAUUGACCCAAGAAGAGUGGUUCAGACAUCUGUCCACUCUGCUCUCAAUACAUAUGGGAAUAGCACUAAAGUCCCGAUGGAUGUUGCUCUUGUCUAUCAUUGCAGAGAUCCCUUACAAGCAAACCUUCCUAGAGAAUCACUCAUUAAGGACACAACGCUCUGGAGAUACAAUGUUUCACUGAUUGGGAAGGUCAACAAAGUUCUCCAGCAAAUAGCUUUGUAAAGAAGGGUGGUAAUUUGGAAGAGACUCAAAUACUACAGAAGGAUGAUCAGGGCUGAAUGGCCUUGUUCAAACAAUCCAUAAGUUUAAAAAAAAGUUAAGAUGCUCAAUGAUAACAUGCACGAGAGUUUGCCAUGAGAUGGUCGUGUUUGGGGGGGGUCAGAAGUUAAAAAGAGGUCAAAUCAAUCAGGUCAGUUUGGGCUUGUUGAAGUCACUAUUGUAUAGGGAACGAGCAAAGGAAUUUAUUCUUCAUCUUAACUGUCUGAUUUCUUGCUUAAUGCUUUCACAUAGGGACUCGGGAGUUAACUGAUUCAACUGGGGACCAACAAGAUCUGUGUGUUUCCAUGACAAUGGCUUUGACCUCCAGCUUCCCAGCUGGGGCUAGAGAUGACCAGCACGACUUCGCAAAAAUGAAAGCAGCUUUGGGAGACAGAAGUGUAGGGCUGGCAGGCAGGAGAACUGUCCCUAGGAGCUAAAAUGACUAAACUGAGGCUGUUGGUCACAUAAUGAGAAGACAAGAGACAAGAAUGCUAGCAAAGAGGAAAAGAGAAAGACCAAGCAUGAAAUGGAUUAGCUCUACAAAGGAAGCCCCAGCGCUCAGUUUGCAAGACCUGCGCAAGGGUGUUGAUGAUAGGAUGUUUUGGAGGACGUUGAUUCAUAGGGUUGCUUUGAAUCAGAAGCAACUUGAUGACACUUAGCAAACAUGCAAAUGCAAUAUAUGUGUCGGAAAUCCCUUCUUUAGGGGGGAGGAAGACAUUCCAGCAAGUUUAGAUUGGGGAAAUGGCUGAACUUGAACUGAACACUUUUAAGUAGCAAACAAGUGUUAAUUUUAUUUUCACCAAAGAACUUGAAUUAAACCAGAAUGAAACUAUUUCACUGCUUGGAAGAGAGUAGGAAAACAAAAUAAAAUUGCACAAAUAUUG
Molecule: messenger RNA, 2744 nt
Organism: Sphaerodactylus townsendi
Lineage: Eukaryota; Metazoa; Chordata; Lepidosauria; Squamata; Sphaerodactylidae
Exons: 3
Coding region: 493-1824 (443 amino acids)
Source: RefSeq, a predicted model, not a curated record